This is a messenger RNA of Drosophila subobscura, 2141 nucleotides long. RefSeq names its product apoptosis inhibitor 5 homolog (gene cass). Gene Ontology annotation, cellular component: nucleus. Gene Ontology annotation, molecular function: RNA binding. The coding region runs from base 1 to 1596 and encodes 531 amino acids. The transcript has 7 exons. The record is from RefSeq and is a predicted model, not a curated record. Gene Ontology annotation, biological process: negative regulation of apoptotic process. Lineage: Eukaryota; Metazoa; Arthropoda; Insecta; Diptera; Drosophilidae.
AUGGACAACAUUGAGCGACUUUAUAAAUGCUACGAGAUAUUGUCCGAGGCGGGCGAUAAGAUUUCAGAGCACGUGGAUGAGUAUAAGGAAAUACUGAAAGCUGUUAAAGGCUCGUCAAAGGAGAAGCGUUUGGCGUCGCAAUUUAUUGGCAACUUUUUCAAGCAUUUCCCCGACCUGGCCGAAACAGCAAUCGAUGCACAGUUCGAUCUUUGCGAAGAUGAUGACAACCAGAUUCGCCGACAGGCCAUUAAAGAUUUGCCCAAAUUAUGUCAGGGCAAUCCGGAGGCGACUACACGAGUGGGCGACACACUCGCCCAGCUGCUGAUACUGGACGAUGCCACAGAGCUGCAGCAAGUGAACAAUUCACUGCUUAGCAUUAUCAAAAUGGACACAAAGAGCGCUGUAGCUGGUAUUUUCCAACAAAUCACCACGGGCGAUGAGCCCACAAGAGAGCGCUGCUUCAAGUUUAUUUCAACCAAGCUGUUGACUAUGGGUCCCACUGUAAUAACCAAGGAAAUUGAAGAAUACAUCGUCGACGAGAUCAAGAAGGCCCUGCAGGAUGUCACAGCCGAUGAAUUUCAUUUGUGCAUGACCAUUUUGGGUGCCACAAAACUGGGCAACACCAUUACCGGACACGCAGAGCUGGUCAAGCUGGCCACGGAGCAGGCGGAGCUCAAUAACACUGAUACAGACAUCAUUGCUGUAGACGAUGAGGUUGUGGAACGUUUCGUUCAAUGUGCCACUGCGGCUGCACCAUACUUUUCGAAAACCAUCAAAUCGACAGCAUUCGUUGCUCAUGUUUGCGACAAGCUGUUGCCUAUUCCGACAUGGAACAUGAUUGCCACCGCAGUGUCACAAGAUCAAAUCCAAUUAAGAUUGCUUAAAGUAUUUGCCGAGAUGAUAGCCAACACGGAUAAGCUGGAGAAUGCUAACGAACGCAUCAAUAAUGUCUAUAAUGUAUUACUGGAGUACAUGCCAUUGCCCAAGCUAAGCGAGGUGGAUCUGGUAGAUGUGCCACCAUCGUUUGAAUUUUCGCAUGCUGAGUGCCUGCUCUAUGCACUGCACACACUGGGCAAGAAGCAUCCAACUAAUUUAAGUUUUGUAGAAGACGCUGAGAAACUGAAAGACUUUCGUGCUAGAUUGCAAUAUCUAGCCAGGGGAACACAGGGGUAUAUUAAAAAACUGGAGGAGGCUUUAAAGGGUAAAUCAGCUGAGGAGCUGAAGUCGGAGGAGAAUCAACUGAAGCAAACGGCGCUGAAAACAACGUCAAAUAUCAAUGUAUUGAUACGCGAUUUGUUCCAUUCACCGCCCAUAUUCAAGCAUGAUAUUGUAUUAUCCUGGAUUGUGCCAAAAGCUAACAAGCUGGGCAAACGACAUGCACCCAUCACAUUUGGGGAGAAGGCUGAAACCAACGGCAAGGAGAAAGACCAGGACGUAGAAAAGAAGUCGCGACCAUCCAACGAUCAGAAAUUCUAUUCGCCACCAUCUGGCAAAUACUCGCACAAAGUUAAUCCAAACUACGGCAACAAUAACCGCGGCAGGCAGCGUGGAGGAGGUGGAGGUGGCUACAGGAAUCGACGCUACAACAAAUAUUGAAGCACCAGCACUCUGCAAUUUUCUGCAUGGAUUGUCUUUCCUAGUCCUUAAACUAAAAUCAAUUACCAGAGAUUAGAAUAUCCCAAAACUUCGUCCACAAUAAAACUACUUCAAAAGUCCUGGCACCAGGCCAGGUUCUACUACCACAACAAAACAAAAGCAAACGAAUCGACUUCUCUUGGCGGCGGCUGGUAAGUAAUGUAAAUUUUCCAAUUAACUUUCUCCCUUUGGUUUGUUACAGAAAUGCACAAUUUUUCCUGGAGUGUAAAGGGCAAGCAACACUUUUAACAAAACUCUCACACUCUGCUCUCAUUGCUUUUAUUGUUUUGUAAAAGAUGAUUGCGUGAAAUCUUUAAACACCGCCACGUCUCACGUUCUACGUUCACUCUUAUCAUCAUUAUCCUUACUCGUGGGUGCGUUGGCAUUGUUUCAAUUUAUAUCACGCUCCAAAAACUCGAUUUUGUCUAAUAUAAGAUUUAUUAAUAGAGCCAGCCAAACGAAUUCUUGCAAAAUCAAACUAUAAAAUGAAUUACAAAUUAUCCACA